AUGACGUUAAACAACGCGCCUUCAUUGACCAGCCUUCCUCGGGAGAUUUUCGACAGCAUUGUAUGUGAAAUUCAAGAUCGCGCCGACAUUUCCUGUCUUUCGAGGACAUCUAAAGCAAUCCGGUCACUCACAGCCGAGCUCGUGUUCGAGAAUGUUACCAUGCUAUGGACCGGAAAUGAUAAAGUUAAGAUGCAAAAUGCGCAUGCUAUCCAAAAGGCAGAGAUUGAUCUACAAUGCGUUGGAUAUCGUAUUUUUACGCCUUCUGGGAACAAGCCUAAAUUGCCUCCGCCUCCAGACACAUAUGAGUACCGCAGUCUGAUCCUGGCUGCAAUGCGCCGCAUUGGAUUGGACCAAUCGCGGCUAAGUAAAGCGUUCCGAGCCGGUCUAGAAACGAACGAAUUCGACAUUGUUGUUGGCUUACUUAUCCUUCUGUGCCCCAACGUCAUUAGUAUCACACUUGGACUUAACGUCCUCGCGUGCAACAAAGUCCUGAAAUUUAUACUCCAUGGGUACGCUUUACCGACAGAGUGCACAGGACGCGUCUCGCGGCUUCAACACCUGAAAGAUAUCAGGCUCGGCACCAGUUUUGAGUAUGUUAGGUCGAACAUCCUUGUAUCGUGGCCAAGAAAUACACAAGACUGGAUCUUGGAUUUAAAAUCUUAUCUUACGCUCUUCUACCUACCAGAGCUCAAGCAAGCCCAGAUUAGUCUUCCACUCCUAAAAAGAUCGGGAGUUCAGUCAGAGCUUGAAUGGCCAGCCGAAUCCCCAUCAUACUCAGCCUUACAAGUCCUACGUUUACCUGAUUCCACUCUACCACCCAAUCACUUGCACUAUUGUCUCGAGUACACGCCAUUCGUCACCCAUUUGGAGUACGAGUUCAAGAUGUGGAGCUACGAUAAGUUGCAAGCCCACGAUUUGGCCUCUGCACUGGGGUGUAUCAAGGACUCCCUCCGACACUUCAAGUUUGCACAUGACCAUUGGUCGAGCGAAGACCCAUUGAUCGGAGGUAGGGGAGACUUGGAGGACGAUUAUGAAUAUGUCAUCGGACACUGUUCACUGAAAGAGCUUACCGCCUUGGAAACAGUGACCAUUCCCGCCUGCGUUCUUCUGGGAUGGCUCAACCGCAAUUGCCCAGCCCUGGCCAGUGUCUUACCGCAGAACCUCGUCUCCAUUGGCCUUGCAGACGAUCUUCAAUGGUUUGACACGUGCGAAAAGGACAAGGAAGACCUCAUGCCUAGUAUACAGAGGUUUGUUGGGGAAGAAAAUUGGAGAGAGUCAGUGCCGCGGUUGGAGCAGUUCAAUUUCGGGUACUCUGAAUGGGAAGGAAAGGAUGAAACUGUUGCACUUUUUGAGGAAAAUGGUUUGAAAUGCCAGUUCACUUCCCCGGAAACAGAUUGCGGCUAUUGA
Molecule: messenger RNA, 1407 nt
Organism: Didymosphaeria variabile
Lineage: Eukaryota; Fungi; Ascomycota; Dothideomycetes; Pleosporales; Didymosphaeriaceae
Exons: 2
Coding region: 1-1407 (468 amino acids)
Source: RefSeq, a predicted model, not a curated record